GGUCAUUGUGCCAACUACAAUGUGGCCUUUGCGGGUCCCACCCUCAAUCAACUUCUUCAUCUCUUCCGGUACCAUCGUAUCGGAUCGUAUUACGGCUCGCACGCGGGCUUCCAGUUUAAACCUCGUAAAAUUACGAAAAAGCCCCUCCUCUCUAACUUCCCAUAUAAUUACCCCACUGGACUCGGUCCCCCUUCGCCGGAAAAACCGUUUUUCAAGCACAAGAAAGAACCGAAAACGUGUUCUUUGAAGCACUCCCUCCCUCUCCACCGACACUACCAUCAUGGCGACGGUAUUGAGAACCGAAUCUACUCACCAUCCCAGUCUGAGCACGAGUCGCGGGUUGGCGGCUGUCUGCGCUUCAUCGACCAGUGGCUUCUCCUCCGCGCUUUCAUCCUCCGUCUCCUGUGGUUUCGCGACCGAUGCGUCGACUCCAUCGUGUGCUGGAAUGCGGGAUAGAUUCUGCGAUCAGACCCCGUCGUCGGUCCACUUCUCAGUUGAACGUCCAGUCUCCUCUGUCCGUGCAGUUACUUCGAGUAGCCGGAGUGACGGCGGCGACAACGCCAGGCCCGAGAUGGCGAAUCAGAAGAGGACGUGCCUCUGCUCCCCCACUACGCACCCCGGCUCCUUCAGGUGCUCGAUGCACAAAAACCAGAGCGGCCGCCGUGGAGGAAGCCGGCAAUCUGCACCGUACGGGUCCAGCAGGGUCUUGAAUAUCAGGAGAUUGGCGAUGAAUAGUUCGAUCGUCAGAACCUGCGGCGUCGAAGGCGAUCUUAUGAAGAGAGCAUUUUCGGCUCUGAUGAGGCCCUCCUUGCAUCAGCCCCGGCGCCGGACUGGUUUCGAGCCAGGGCUAAGCCGCCUCUCUAUCAUGUCCAGAGCUGAUGACAUCUGAUAACUUCUGGCAAAGCAGUCGGAUUUUUUUUUUUUUAAUUAGGGCUACGGAAGAGUCUGUACGUUUGUUUUUGUGGUACAGCCUUGUCAUAUACUACUGUUAGUCUAAAUUACGGUUGGAAUAUUUUUCUUUAUAUUCCUUUGUAAUUUACGAGUUCUUCAACGAGACUCGUGAACAUGCAUAAGUCGAUAUUUAGAUUUAGAUUGGAAUUAAUCUCAAUUAUUAAGUUAUUAUGAAUUUCACUGGAAAAGCAAACAUUUUUUUCU
This is a messenger RNA of Punica granatum (pomegranate), 1155 nucleotides long. Lineage: Eukaryota; Viridiplantae; Streptophyta; Magnoliopsida; Myrtales; Lythraceae. The record is from RefSeq and is a predicted model, not a curated record.